UGGGCAUUAUUUUGUGUAGCCCCUUCCAAUGCCACGUCCGUUGACCUACUGAAACAGUUACAGCUGAGGCUGAGCAAAUGUGUCUUAGCAGCGGUUCAGCAGCAGUCUCCACCAGAUUGUGCCGGUGUGUGAAAAUGAUCACCGUUGUCAUCAUCAUCUCUGGCGGCUGCAAAAAAUGAUACUCAAGACGUCGAUAUUCUUCCUGGUCGUCGUGUGCACCGCAACCGCGAUAUUCUACGUUCAAAGACUGGACUUGACCAUUUUCAAAAACCUUCCAGACGACAACAUGGAAGACAGUUCGCGUUCCUAUCUGGAGCGGUUGACGUACCUGGAGAGGCAGGAACGCGUGUCUCAGGUGUGCCGUUUGUACAAAUUACCAAUCAACUACCGUAUCAACGACACGACGCUUCUUGAACACAUCCUCGUGGACAAUCGUCACAAAUUGCUCUACUGUUACGUGCCCAAGGUGGCUUGCACCAACUGGAAACGGGUGUUCAUGGUGUUGUCGGGCGGCGCCAGGGCGCCGGACGCGGCCAGAAUCCCGGCGGACGUGGUGCACAAACCCGGCACGCUGGACCGGCUGAGCGACUAUCCGGCGGCCGCGGCGUCCGAAAUGCUCAGCACGUACACCAAGUUCCUGUUCGUCCGGCACCCGUUCGAGCGGCUGCUGUCCGCCUACCGGAACAAACUGGAACAGCGGCACGACAGUUCCCGGUACUUCCAGUCCCGGUUCGGCCGGCGCAUUGUCAGGCGGUACCGGGCCAACGCCACCGAACGGUCGCUGCGCAACGGCGACGACGUGACGUUCCCGGAGUUCGCGGCGUUCGUGGCCGACACGCGGGACAAGGUGUUCAACGAACACUGGGCGCCCAUCGACCAGCUGUGCAGACCGUGCGCCAUCAACUACGACUUCAUCGGCAAGCACGAGUCGCUGUUCCCGGACUCGGACUACCUGCUCAAGCACAUGGUCGGCGUGGCCGACGUCAAGUUCCCCAAGGGGCCCGACUCCAGCACGGCCACGCAGCUCAACAAGUACUUCACCUCGCUGGACCACAACACCAUACUGCAGCUGUACAGCAUAUUCGAGUCGGACUUCAAGCUGUUCGACUACAACUUGCAGAACAUACUGGGCUACGAGGUCGGCUGACCCGGUGCGGACCGGCGGUUGGCUGCACCGUCCGCCAAUCAGAACCGAUUGCACGGACGUCGAUUCUGAUUGGCGGACAGUGGCCCGAUUAGGAGUGACCGGCUCCAACCGGAGAGCCCAAAAUACAAUCGGAGAACCGCCAACUGGGCUGUGAUUGGUCGUCCUAAAUUUUGGUUAGGUUUACACGUUAUGUCACAAUGAUAGACUGGAAGCCGGAAUACAUGAAACCUUUUAUUAAGGGGAACGAAAAGCGCCAGAUUGUAUACGAACAAAGCCAUAAGCGUGAAGUCACUCAAUGAAAUGUCUACCAAAAUCAAAAAAUCGGUCUUAGCCCCCAUAGAAUAAAUAAUAAGCUUCAGAUAAAAAAAAAAUACUUGAAAUCCGUCCAAUAGAUAGGCCAGAAAUGACUUCGGCAAAAGUAAUUUUUAAUCACACCUUUUCCAUAACCCGGAGAAAAUAACUUAAAAAGUUUAUUAACAAGAAAAACUUAGUAUUUUUUCACUUUAAAAUUAGUUGGCAUUUUUACAAUAGCUACUUAAUAGCAUUUUUUGUCAAAUAUUGUCUAUCUUUUACCCCCUAAUAAAUAGCCCCCCCCCCAUUCCCCUUAAGAGGACGUCAUACCCUUUAAAAAUAAGUGUGUAAGUCAAAGCGAAAUGGUCAUAAAAAACAAAUGUCGAUACCGUUAAAAAGCGAAGAACUUUAACUACCAAAAAUAAGUCCUACUAACAGUACUAAUAGUUAUAUACCACAGUUUAAUUCUUAUAUAUGGAUUUUAUAAAAAAAAUUGCCUAAACUUUACUCCUUACAAAAUGGGCGGAAUGAUAGACUCUUAAAUAAAUUAAUGAUAACAUUUACUGAGCCACAAACAGUUUAAUAAAAAAAGAUGCCCGCUUAUAUAAUAAAUUGAGUAAUUUACUGACAUUAUGUUAAAAAAAAUUAUAAUGCCGUCAAAUUUCUCAAAUAAGAUUUCACGACAAUAUUUAAUUGAUUAACCUUAUUUUUAACCUUUACUAAUAAAAAAAUCGCAUCGAUAAUUGAUUUAACCGUCGACCAGUUGUAUAUUGUAAGAAACCAAUAAGUCAAGUCAUCAAUUUAUGUGUAUUAAGCUUUGUGACAUAACCGAAAAACAAGCAUAAUAUCAUAUUUCAACUAAAAAAAAAAAUAUAAAACUCAAAUAAUCAAAAACGAAUGGACGAUACAAACCCGGUUGGCUAUUUUCUGAUUGUAUAGAUUCCAUCAGCUAUAUUAUAACUACCUAUGUAUUUUAGAACGACCUAUUUUUUUUUUUAUUGAUAUUUUAUUAAAAGAUUGUAUUUUUUUUUAUCGUUUUACUGAAACAAUACCAAUAUGUAUCUACUGCGUGUACUGAGCGAUUCGAGUGGAGAGAUAAAAAUAAUAAUAAUCAUUUUGUCUUAGAAAAAAAAAACGAACUCCGUCGAUCGGUGAAUAAGAUAUUGUAUUAUGGUAUUAUUAUUAUAACCCUCUGUGUGUGUGUGCUCUGAGUUUGGAGAGGAAAAAUAAAAUUCUAUUACACAUUUUGUGAUAUUACUGAAAAUACGGCUAUAAUUGAAUUUCUAUUUCUCAUCUCCACAGAAUCCCCGGGUUCCGAGAAGAAGGAGAAGUUCGAGCAGGGCUAUACUGUGCGUUAUAUAAUACAAACCUUAUCUAGUUAAAAAUAAUGAAUAACAAGAAGACGACGGGAUCACGGUCCUCAGCCCAAGGGAGUUGAUGCCCUUUCGGCACUGUAUUCCAGAGAGGUAGGUAUUUGUCAAUAAGUAUAAUAUAUAUCCCAUCUAUAUGAUCGAAUUAUAUAAGAGGAGUUAACAAGGUUUGCUUAAAAACCAUUUUGAUAUCCUAUUAUUUAAAUGCAUUCGUUCAUUCGAUAUAAGCCAGACUACCUAUAUAGGCGAGGCCACCGCGUAUAGUACAUAAUUCCGGCUGAAAUAAACAUUAUUUAAAUCCGAUUUGGGAUUUUUUACACUACAUAUAGGUAUUAUUAUUAU
Adelges cooleyi (spruce gall adelgid) is the source of this 3150-nucleotide messenger RNA. Its product is annotated as carbohydrate sulfotransferase 11. Gene Ontology annotation, molecular function: sulfotransferase activity. Bases 176 to 1147 code for a protein of 323 amino acids. Lineage: Eukaryota; Metazoa; Arthropoda; Insecta; Hemiptera; Adelgidae. The transcript is spliced from 4 exons. The record is from RefSeq and is a predicted model, not a curated record. Gene Ontology annotation, biological process: carbohydrate biosynthetic process. Gene Ontology annotation, cellular component: membrane.